GAGGCGGAAGUGACCCGUCGUCAGCGCUAGCUUGACUGUGUUGGUCCUGAGAUGACAGGAGGAGCUGAAGCCGAGGAAGCGACAGGUGAAUGAUCUAUAGUUGCAGUUUUUCAUCACUUCACCGGCUCAACUCCCAGUAAAUUCAGCACAACCGCGAACAGAAAUGUCUAAACCUACGUGACACGCGCGACCGAGCAAAAAAAGGCUCGAGUUGAACUUCAAAGUGUCGCAAAACGGAGCCACGCUGCGGGAGCUCGGACUUAGCAGCCCCGUUUCUCUGAGGCGAGGAGGCCUGGAGCAGGAGCGAUGCUGUCGGCGGAGGAGAUCCUGUGCAGCACCCAGCAGGUGAUUGCGGGGCUGGAGGCGCUGAGGGGGGAAAACCACAGCCUGCUGGAGAGCCUGCAGGUGGCGAUGGAGAGCCGGGUGGAGCCCUCCAGCGGCAGCGUGGAGCAGGAGAAGAGCGGCAUCAUCCAACAGUCCCUGGAGAGGAUCGAGCUGGGUCUGAGCGAGGCACAGGUGAUGAUGGCGCUGUCGGCUCACCUCGGGUCUCUGGAGGCCGAAAAGCAAAAGCUGCGAGCUCAGGUGCGUCGCCUCUGCCAGGAGAACCAGUGGCUGAGGGACGAGCUGGCCACCGCCCAGCAGCGGCUGCAGGACACCGAGCAGCAGGUGGUCACGCUGGAGGAGCAGAACAGACACCUGCAGUUCAUGUCCUCCAUACGCAAAUACGACCAGGACGAGACGCCUGUGGACGACAAAGAAAACUUUUCUACCAAGGGGUCUCUGGAUGAUCUGUUUCCUGCAGACGAGGAGGAGCAGUCUCAGAUGUCGCAGCCUCACAGCAGCGCAGCAGCUGCAGCGCAGCAGGGCGGCUACGAGAUUCCCGCCCGCCUUCGAACGCUGCACAACCUGGUCAUCCAGUACGCGUCGCAGGGCCGCUACGAGGUCGCCGUGCCGCUCUGCAAACAGGCUUUGGAAGACUUGGAGAAAUCCUCAGGCCACACCCACCCGGAUGUAGCCACCAUGCUGAACAUCCUCGCGCUGGUGUACCGAGAUCAGAACAAAUACAAAGAGGCGGCGAACCUGCUGAACGACGCGUUGGCGAUCCGGGAGAAGACUCUGGGCAUGGACCAUCCUGCUGUGGCGGCGACGCUCAACAACCUGGCAGUGCUUUACGGGAAGAGAGGGAAGUACAAAGAAGCAGAACCUCUGUGCAAACGAGCUCUGGAGAUCAGAGAGAAGGUUCUGGGAACGGAUCAUCCAGACGUGGCGAAGCAGCUGAACAACCUGGCUCUGCUCUGUCAGAACCAAGGCAAGUACCAGGAGGUGGAGCAGUACUACGAGCGCGCCCUGCACAUCUACCAGAGCAAACUGGGGCCUGAUGACGCCAACGUGGCCAAAACCAAGAACAACCUGGCAUCGUGUUAUCUGAAACAGGGGAAAUACAGACAAGCUGAAGCUCUCUACAAAGAGAUCCUGACCAGAGCUCACGAAAAAGAAUUUGGAUCUGUAGAAGGCGACGGUCGUCCCAGCUGGUCAGGAGGCGAUGAUGGCGGUCCUGCCCAGGAGGGACUGAGGCGCAGCGGCUCCUUCACCAAACUCCGCGAGUCGAUUCGCAGAAGCAGCGAGAAGCUGGUCCGCAAGCUCAAAGGGGUCGGACUAGAGGAAAACACCCCACGGCAUGCUGGGAUGAAGAGGGCAAACUCCCUGAACGUGCUGAACGUUGGGGCCAAAGACAGUCACAACAGCUUGCAGUCGAAGCACCUGACCGACAGUCGAGUCCUGAGCUCCAGCACACAGAGUCUGACCAGAAGAAGCUCACUGGGAGGGAUCAGCUAACAGACUUAUGGAGCUUUCAGCUCAGAGACUGACCCAGAUCCACGUUCUUCUGCCGGUUCGGUCACUUUAUUCCUUUCUGUUUGCAUGUAGGUCUACUUGAAAGGUAAAGAAAACAUCUGAGGUUUUUUUACUUCUAAACCUGAAAAAAAAUCUUUAUUUAUUUAAACUUCCAGUUGAAAAACAAGAAACACCUCAAAUAUCAAAACAAAUGUUUGGCUUUUAUUUUAUGACAUUUUUAAAAACUUUUAUCAGUGUCUUUUAUCACUUCCAGGUUAAAGUUUGGAACAUAACGUGUAGCUAAAGAUAGAUUAAAUGCUGGAGUAAUUUUAACUAAACUCAUAUCAUCUUAUUGUGCUAAGUUGUUUGUGGAACAAUAAAACAAUUCUAUUUAUUUAUUUUUAGGUCAUAAAUGUAGAGAAAUGUGGCUUCUAAUUCAGAAAUCAAUCAUAGCGCCAUUUUUAUUCAUGAUCAAUUGAAAUAUUCAGUAAAUCUAGAAAUAUUACUUGAAAAUUGAACAAACGAGUAAAACAACAACAUCAUCUGCAUAUUAGCUGACAUUUUUGGAAUUGCUCUUCUUACAUGUUUACUAAUCUAAGUGAGGUCUUUUGGGCCGGUGGUUCCGAAUCUUUUAGGGCCGUUUAAUGUCAGAGACCGAAGUUGACGUUCGUUUUAUUUAGAUUCUGAUUUACCUUAAAGUUUGAGGGGAAAAUAAAAUGUUCACUUCAAAAGAAUCUUACAUGAAAUCUAAUAUAAAAUAGAAAGUUUGAAAAUGUCUGUAGAUAUUUUAUUGAGGAGGAAGAUUCAAUGAAACUGAAGUUUUUGAUGAAGAUUUAAGGCAAAAACUUUAGUUUUUUCUUUUAAAAUAAAAGCCGUUUUAGAACUAAACAAUCCAGUUGAGGCUCAGUUCAUCCUUCAAGGCAAAAAUAGAAUUAUAUUAUUAAAUCAUAACCUUUGUCUAUGAGGUAUUUCUCUUUAACUCAGAUUAUUUUCUGUGUUAAAAUUCUUUAAAAUGAGCAUAUCUAACAAAAAAUGUUUUUUUACAAAUCAGAAACAACUUCUAUUUAGCAAUUUCUUCUAUUUAUUUUAUUUUAUUUAAUCUUCAUCCUCUGUGAAAGAUGUUCUAAAAUAUAUUUAAACAACAGAAUCCAUUCAAUUGUGAUAUUGAUGUUCUCUUCACCGUCAAAGUGGAAACUAAAACCAAAAAACCGACUUGUAUCGUCUGACCUUUAAGGUUUGGUGGAUAAAUACAGCAAAAUGAAAUGAAAAAACAAACUAAAUUUAACCGUAAACAAACGUUUGAAUGUUUAUUAGUAGUGAAUUUGUAACAUUAGAGUGUAGAUCGCUGCAUAUUAUGCAGAGGUAACAACAGUCACUAAAUCCAGAUUUCUACUCAAGACUUCUGGUUUUAGUCUGUUAAAUUCUGAUUUAUUUUAUUUUGAAGUUGAAGACGAAUCUUCUCAAACUUUUCAAAUAUCUUAUUUGUUAAUUUUGGUCGCUACUUGAAGGAAAUAAUGGAGAAAUUUAAGACACGAGAUCGAGUCACUUGUGAUGCAUCAAGAGUGAGUUAUAGAAAAGAAUCUGGUAGUUUUACAAAAUAAAAGUUCCUUCAGAAUAAAAUUAAUGAAUAACAUAGAAAAAAAAAUCUUAGCAUGGAGGUACUGAGGGUUGGGGGGGGGCUGGUUUAGGCAACAUUUCUUUAAAUAUUGGUGAAAUAACUUUGCACAUUUUCUACUCAAACUUCUUGUAAAUAAACAUUUAGUCUGUUUAAAACACAGAUGAAAACUUGAAGACAUUUAACGUUUCUGAGCUGUUGCUCAGGUCAAACUGAGUUCAGCGUCAAGCCUUUAAGAUCACUCUGUAAUGUGAGUUCUGGAUCCUUUUUCUUUGAUUCCUCCAGAUGAAUUAGAAAAGGACAAUUGAUCUGCAGCAUCAAUGUGACUUGAAUGUUUCUGCACAUUCCAAACAUGAUCUGUAUGUUUCUGUAGGACUUUCAUAGAAUUUAUGUCUUUUUUUACAUUUCUGACAUAAUCUGGUAGCAAGAAAUAAAUUCAUUGUUUGUGUGGGAAAGCAGCGUUUUCUCACAUAUGAGCUAAACUAAAAUGGUUAGUAUUGAGAAAUGUUAGUUUUUUAUGUGUGGAUGAGUUUAUAGAAUUUAAAUGUUUGACGAUCAGUAGAGCUGCUGAAGUGAAGCUUUUAUGUCACCAAUAAUACACAGAAUAUGUGAAUGAA
Oryzias melastigma (Indian medaka) is the source of this 4065-nucleotide messenger RNA. RefSeq names its product kinesin light chain 3 (gene klc3). Gene Ontology annotation, molecular function: kinesin binding. The coding region runs from base 307 to 1836 and encodes 509 amino acids. Gene Ontology annotation, biological process: axo-dendritic transport. NCBI's taxonomy places the organism in Eukaryota, Metazoa, Chordata, Actinopteri, Beloniformes, Adrianichthyidae. Gene Ontology annotation, cellular component: cytoplasm; kinesin complex; membrane-bounded organelle. The record is from RefSeq and is a predicted model, not a curated record. The transcript has 14 exons.